AUGGGGGAAGAAAUGAUCGACGAUCUGUGCGCCAUGUUCAAAAAAGACGUACGAGCUGAUGUCCGUCUCACCGCUUCGAAUCAAGUUCUAGCGCUGACGGGCAGUGCUGAGGGCCGCCUGUUUAUUCGCCAGCAUAGGAAACUGGUAGAACUGAUCUUGUCGAACAUUGCCGAGAGCGGUAGAAUACAGCUGGACGCGGUUCUAGAACUCGUCAAUUUAACAACAGACGAGCCUUUCUGCGAAAUUUUAUUGAAUCAAUACGAAGUCGUUGACACUUUCGUAAAACAAAUUACAAACGCAAAAUCUAUUCAUGCCGAUAAAUUUUGUUCGAUUCUCUCGAAUUUAACACGGAACAGUCGGCACGCAACGCUGGUCUUUGAGAAAAUUGGAAAAGAAGGAUUAAACUUGCUGUUUGGCAUCUAUCUCAAGAUCAGCUACAACUCAGUUGGGAAUACGCUCGAUUAUCUUGGACAGGUGCUCGCCAAUUUGACACAGGUGCCAAAUGGACGUCUCUUCUUCCUCGACAAAGAAAAGCUCAACAUUCAAAAGCUGCUUCCUUUUCUUACGCACGAAAACAUCGUCAGAAGAGGCGCAGCAGCGAUUCUUUUGAAGAACAUCUGCUUCGUUUCCGACGACAACAACUGGCUCCUCGGCCCUUCCGUCGACAUUUUACCCGCGUUGCUAUUGCCCCUCGCUGGAGGACCGGAAAUAGCGAAUUUGGACAUGGAUGACAUGGAUAAACUACCAGAUGAUUUGCAGUUUUUAGAAGAGACGAAAGAAAGAGAGGUUGAUCCUGAUAUCAGAAAAAUGCUUGUAGAAGCUAUUCAUUUACUUUGUAACAAAAAAGAAGAUCGUCAGUAUAUUCGAGAAAAGAACACUUACGUGAUCCUGCGCGAGCUGCACAAGUUUGAAAUGUCCCUGGAAGCUGAAAGUGAGAAUAAUCGAGCUAUCCAGCAGCUAAUCGAUUUAUUGAUCGGCGAUGACCCCGACGUAAGCGAAUUAUCAAAAGUCGAAGUUCCUGAGGAGUUAAAGGCGAAGCUAGAGCAGACGGACAAGGAGGAGCUGGAGAGGAUAGAAAAGUACAAAAGAGGAGAGCUCGAGGAAGACGACGAAACCGCCGGAAUCGUCAUGAUGAAGUGA
Messenger RNA from Oikopleura dioica, 1140 nucleotides. NCBI's taxonomy places the organism in Eukaryota, Metazoa, Chordata, Appendicularia, Copelata, Oikopleuridae. The record is from the annotation of a GenBank genome assembly.